UUCCCGAAUACCACGGCAAGAACUAGGCCUCAUUCUGAGGCAGAGCAGCGGCCACAGCCAUCUGGUUGUUGGUGCGGUGUAGGGCUGUGUGGGUUGUUUUAUCCUUAUCCCUUUACUGCACACAUUCACAACACCACCCCUCCUUCUCAGUUCUUCUUUGUGGGUCAGUGAUGCAGCGAGAGUGACGCAGCAGUGGCAGCAGCCUCCAGAAGGCAACUUUGCACAGCAGGAAACAGGGAACCUCUGCCAGAACCAUACUCCACAGACAUCAGUGACGAAGGAAAGAUGGUAAAGGCCUGAUCCGGGCCAAAGGAAGAAUGGGAGCCGGGUAGUUACUCUCCUCCUUCUAAAAAAAACACCAGAGAGGCUUCACCAGCGCAGGGACAGGCCCGGCAAGACCUUCCACACAAACGUUUUGAUGACUGUGGUGUCCCCAUGUACUCACAACCUGAUGGAUAGUGCUCACCCUCAAACUGUGCUAAGCAAGCUUAAUGAACAGCGCUUACAGGGCCUCUUCUGUGAUGUUACCAUUGUAGUGGAGGAUGUAAAGUUUCGGGCCCACAAGAACAUCUUGGCAGCCUGCAGCGGAUACUUCAGGAACGCUCUGACGACUUCUGAGCCAUGGAGCUCUAGCCAGGUGCUGGAGCUGAUGGACCUGAAGUCUGAAGUGUUUGCCUGUAUCCUCAACUUUAUAUACUGCUCAAAGGUGACAUCAUCUGGUGCAGAGGACACGAAGGGUCUAGUAGCAGCUGGAAAAAGACUCGGAAUUCCUUUUUUAGAGAAGCUGGCAGAACAAGAGAGGCAGGAUGAAUGUGUUAAACCAGCAGACUCUUGCACAGUCCCAGUGUUUGAAAAAGUAAAGAAGGCAGCUCUUGGGCCUGAGGAGGUAGAUAGUACCAGAGGGCCACGCAUCACCAAUGCCUUCUCAAUCACUGAAGUGUGUCCUGGGAACAAUCCUUUCACCCCUCUGGAUCCAGCAAACGAAGAGAGGCAGUCACCGGACGCAGGUCAGCUCCCAUCAAGUUGUUCUACAACAUCCUGCUUCAACGGGAACAAUGAGACAACCCAUGCUCUCUCCGAACACUCAUAUGCAGUAUGCAAAUCCACUGAAAGCAAAGAUAGCAGUCAGUGUGACAACAAGAAGGUCUGUAAGCCAGCUGUAUCACAGCCAAAGCAACUCCUUUACAGGAAUGUAGGACCGCUUAAAAAGCGCCACAAGUUGAGAAGCAUUUUGGGUAAAAGCAUGCUUCCGACACCAGCCGAACCAGGAAGUGAUGAACCAAAUACAGUGACCCCCACAUUUACUGAUGCUGUUACUGCAACACCUGUUGCAGUUAUGACUCCGCCACCGCUUUUUUCAGAGGUGGAAAAAAACAUAGACACAGGCCUGCCUAUGGCCACAGACAAUGCUCAAAUGGAGCUGGGUCCCCCAACCCUUUCUCCUCAGACAGAGGACAGCAUAUCAAUCUAUGGCUGUGAGCACUGUCCAGAGAUAUUCACAAAUAAAGCUCUUCUUACCAUUCACUCAGAGGUACAUAAAAAGCGUUUUGUUAGUCAUUUGUUUUGCACGUUUUGCCACAGGAAGUUUAUACACCUCAAACGGCUGCGCAACCAUGAGCAGGUCUGUCCUCAGGCAAUGAGAGGCCCACCUAAACUAGACGCCAGGGAUACAUCAGCCCAAGAAGUGGACUGCCACACAGACGACACAUCAGAAAUGGAAACCAACAUGCCGCAGCCUUCUCCAGUCGACCUCCCUAGCCCUUACACCCCAGAGCCCCUUCAAGUGGACCAAUCAGAGCCUCCACAGGAUGAGAAGCCAGCAAAGGCAGGUGGUGGUCAGAGAAGAUAUAACUGCAGUAUGUGUAAACGGGUCUAUGUCACCCUAUCCAGUCUAAAGCGGCAUGAGAAUGUACAUUCCUGGCAGAGGGCCUACCCCUGUCAUUAUUGUAAUAAAGUAUUUGCCCUGGCAGAGUAUCGUACUAAGCAUGAAAUCUGGCACACAGGUGAACGCCGGUAUCAGUGCAUUUUCUGCCUGGAGACAUUCAUGACAUACUAUAUCUUGAAGAACCAUCAGAAGUCAUUUCAUGGCAUUGAUCCCAGUCUGUCUGUUAAGAAAAAGUCUGCCAAUGGUGGGCUAAAAUCCAAUAUUUAUCCACUCAAACUCUACAGGCUUCUGCCCAUGAAGUUCAGAAAAAGACAAUACAAGACAUACAGUCAGACAUAUUCAGAGAGAGCUGAGAGAGAUGAUCAGUCUGCAAUAGACAAGAACUCUGUUAUCCCUCAAAUUGAAGAAAAUGGUCUCAUCCACCCUGACACUGCUUCAUUCCCUCUGACAUUCAUGGCAACGACAAAGAUGGUUUCACCUGUCAUGCCUCGCAUCAGCUUUGACAAGCCAUGUGACCAAGAUAUUGACCAAAAUCUUAGCAGUGAGUUGGAAAUUCAGGGGGGCAGAAGAAAAGAGGCAGAAAACAGAGGUCCACCCUUCCUUAACUAUGACACUUCCUUUUCUGUGCAAACCAAUGCAGAAUCUCCCACAGAAGAUAACCCUUCUGUGUUAAUUAGCUCAGAGCACAUCAGUCAUAAUGUGCCAUUCUUAAACUCCUUGAAUACUGUUAAAAAAUUAGGUGAGCUGUCAGCGUCUGCAAAAAGAGUUGAGGAUAUGACCAAGGAGAUACUUCAAUCACACACAGAGAAUCUGCUGUGUGAUAACACAUUGGGUGGAAAAACAGAAACAUACAUUGCUAAGCCGGCAUGCCCGGGUCCAUCUGUGGACAGUGAUGCCAUGCCGCUGUGUCAGAUAACAGUAAAAAUUGGCAACGAAGCCAUUAUCCGUCGCCAAAUCAAAGGAUCAAAACUAUUCCCCAGAAAAAAAAGGAAAAUCCGAGAACUGAGUGGGAAGCAGAACCCAAGCCAGUGCCCUCCAACAAGGGAAGACUCAGAGAGCCCCAGACUCCGCCUCAGACCAGAAGUCACUGCCACCAGAGAGCCAGAGACAUACGAAGAUCUAUCUGAUUGUGAGACAGCAGAUAAGCUUUGGCGUCCCUACUAUUCCUAUAAAGCUAAAAAGAAAAGGAAGAAGCUCCGAUACAAGCACAGAAAAGCUAUGUUUCCCCAUUUGUCUGAAACAUCCGUAGACAGAACUGCUGCUAGUGAGGCUCACCUGGAAAGAAGUAGUUGGCUGAGAGAGGAGAGUGUGUCAGUGAGUAGUACAAGGGUCAAGCACAGCGUCAGCAGGAACUCCAGCCCAAGGGCCACAUACAACUGUGAGAUCUGUGACAGCUCUUUUAUCACAGAGACCGGUCUAAGGGCUCAUGUUAUUGGCUCUCACCCCUGUUUCUGUCGAACCUGUGGUAAACAAGGCCCCCCCGGUGAGGCACCUGCCGGUGGUGAUUACAUCUGCAGCAGCUGUAUGGAAAAUGGCUCCUGCUUCGAUAACACGCCCCAGAGCCCCAACCGAGAGAAGAGGUAUCGCUGCUCCUUCUGCCCCCAGCGCUUUCUCUACCUUGCAACCAAGAGAAGCCACGAGAAAAAACACAAGGAGGCAAACGAGGAGGGAUACAACUCCGACGACUUCACACCAGGUUCGAAAUAUUUGGCGCACCAGAGUGAAGACGACAGACAAGAAACCGUCAAAACAGAAGACAGUGACAAUCACGGGGGUACUAACGUAAAACAUGAAAGAGUGGAAGGAGAACAUUUUUCCACUGAUAAGAAUGAGCCUGAAACUGAGGAAAAAACUGCCUUUAUGACUCUCUACCAAGAUGUGUCAUAUUCCAGCAUUAAAAGUCCAUUAUCACCUUGCACCGACCCAUUGUUUUCCCUGACACCAUCAAAGGUGAAACUCAAAAUAGCAAAAAGGAGGAUGAAUGCACAGCAUUCAAGUCACCUUGUUUCAAAAAUGCAAGCCUGUGACAGAGACAGUGACAGCAACACAGAUACUGUGAUGGGACCAAGAACAAACAGUCACAGUGAACUAUUUAGAAGGAAUGACUCUGAAUCUAGAGGUGCCCACAUUUCCAUGCACAAGCCAGAGAAAUGGGUGUGCAAAGAGGAGCCGUUUUUUUAAAGGUCCUUGAGGACUGCAACCAGCUAUAGAAUAAAGAAGAAAAAAAAAAAAAAAAA
Molecule: messenger RNA, 4122 nt
Organism: Archocentrus centrarchus (flier cichlid)
Lineage: Eukaryota; Metazoa; Chordata; Actinopteri; Cichliformes; Cichlidae
Gene: zbtb38
Product: zinc finger and BTB domain containing 38
Exons: 2
Coding region: 419-4066 (1215 amino acids)
Biological process (GO): regulation of transcription by RNA polymerase II
Molecular function (GO): protein binding; RNA polymerase II cis-regulatory region sequence-specific DNA binding; DNA-binding transcription factor activity, RNA polymerase II-specific
Source: RefSeq, a predicted model, not a curated record